AUGCUCGUUUAUUAGAUAAAGUUCGGGGUUGUCCUAAUCUUUGCCCAUGUUGUAAUCGACCAUGUGAUGUUGAUCAUACACAAAUUAAAUCACGUCCUGGCUCUCAAGAUAAUGAACAUCGUUGUACAACAGGACAUGCGUUAAGAGCAAUGAAUGGAUAUAAAUUUGAAUCGACUGAUGAAGCUUCUUUAUUAAUAAUAAAAUGGUCGAAAUUUAAAUUACAUCAUAAAGAUUGGAAUUUUCAAUCAACAUUAAAUGAUGAAGAAUUAAAAAAAUUAUUUAGUAAAUUUUUAACUAUCUGGGCAAAGAUUGGACCAACACUUUGUCGAAAAUAUAACAUGACAUACGUUAUUUUUAAUAGCAAUCACAAUUAUGCCAUUACUUAUGAAUCUUUUCAUUGGAUUUUACUUUUGGAUGGAUCAGGUUCAAUGGCCGGUGCACCAUGGAGAGAUUUAAAUCAAGCUGUAAAUGAUUUUGUCACUCAUCGACGUGCAUUAAACACUAUUGAUCGUAUUAGUAUUAUUAUUUUUUCUGAUAAGACUAUUGAAGCAUGUUUGGAUGAAGAUAUUCGAAAUGUAGAUCUAUCUAAAAUUCAAUUUCCAGCUGGUGAGACACAUUUUGGUAGUGCAUUUGCAGCUGUCAAUAACUGUAUCAACCGCGUUAAAUCUAAUAGCAAUAGAUUGACUACUUCCACCAGUAGUCCUUUUAAUUUUGCUAUUAUCUUUAUGACAGAUGGACAAGAUGCUUAUCCUGAAGCACAGCUAAAUCAAUUAAUCAAUGAACAUGGUACAGAGAUUCGAUUUUGGUUAUUAGCACUUGGAGGUGAUUUAGAUGAAACAGCACAAUAUAUUUUAGCACAAAUUAAUGAUAAAAUGCGUGGUUCUUAUUAUAGUCUAGCUGCUUCAAGUGAACUGAGCCAAACUUUUGCCGAAAUUGCAAGCAAUACAACUAUUAACGACGAUAGUGGUUGA
Molecule: messenger RNA, 971 nt
Organism: Rotaria sp. Silwood2
Lineage: Eukaryota; Metazoa; Rotifera; Eurotatoria; Philodinida; Philodinidae
Source: the annotation of a GenBank genome assembly